Messenger RNA from Nicrophorus vespilloides, 977 nucleotides. RefSeq names its product sialin-like. Gene Ontology annotation, molecular function: transmembrane transporter activity. Gene Ontology annotation, cellular component: plasma membrane. Gene Ontology annotation, biological process: transmembrane transport; monoatomic anion transport. The transcript is spliced from 6 exons. NCBI's taxonomy places the organism in Eukaryota, Metazoa, Arthropoda, Insecta, Coleoptera, Silphidae. The coding region runs from base 165 to 977 and encodes 270 amino acids. The record is from RefSeq and is a predicted model, not a curated record.
GGGAACAUCGAAGCUCAGCUUCGACCAAAACCAAAAAAAAAGCACACACAAACGAUUACACGAAAUGUCGCUCUAAAUUGAGAGAAUCUAGUCAUUAACUUUAGUCUGAUAUUAGAAGAGAAAAAACAGUACUUAUUACAACAUUUCGGAAUAGACGCAACAAAAUGGGAAACGAAAAGGAAAAAACACAGAUUUCAAUUCCAAAAAAUAAGCAAUGGAUGGCGACGAGGGACGUUCUCUGGUAUUUAGUCUUCUUCGGAUUCGCAGUGAAUUAUAUGAUCCGAAUUAACCUGAACAUCGCGAUCGUUUCGAUGGUCCAGGCCAGACCAAAAUCGAACAUUUCGAGCGUCGAAUGCUUCACUGAAUUAUCGCUUAAUGAGUCUUCGAUCAAUGGAACGGAAAGUGUCGAACAGAUGCAGGAACCUGCGGAUGAGACGAAGUUCGAGUGGAACGAGAAGCAGCAGGGUUUGAUUUUGGGUGCCUUCUUCUGGUUGCAUUGGGCCACCCAAGUUCCCGGUGGUAUUCUUGCUGCAAAGUAUGGAACGAAGAUGAUCUUCGGCGUCUCCAAUUUCGUCGGAGUUCUGUUCUGUUUCAUAAUGCCGUGGGCUUCAUACAUGGGACCGGAAUACUUGAUCUUCCUCAGAGUCGUACAAGGAAUCAUCACUGGUUUCGCCUGGCCGGCGAUGCAUCACAUGACCGCACGCUGGAUUCCGCCGAACGAGAGAAGCAAAUUCGUGACCGCAUAUUUAGGCAGUUCGGUGGGUGCCGGCAUAACGUUCCCCGUUUGCGGUUACAUCAUCUCCAGAUGGGGCUGGGAGGUGGUUUUCCACGUUUGCGGCGUUGCCGGAUGCGUAUGGUACACGGCAUGGUACUUCCUGGUCUUCGAUUCACCUGCUGAACAUCCGAGGAUCAGCGACGAGGAAAGGGAGUACAUCGUCAGGAGUUUGGGUCGAAGCAUUUCCAAAGAAAAGUUUUAG